This is a messenger RNA of Lates calcarifer (barramundi perch), 2524 nucleotides long. RefSeq names its product phosphomannomutase 1 (gene pmm1). Gene Ontology annotation, cellular component: cytosol. Gene Ontology annotation, molecular function: phosphomannomutase activity. The transcript is spliced from 8 exons. NCBI's taxonomy places the organism in Eukaryota, Metazoa, Chordata, Actinopteri, Centropomidae. The coding region runs from base 380 to 1165 and encodes 261 amino acids. Gene Ontology annotation, biological process: GDP-mannose biosynthetic process; mannose metabolic process; protein N-linked glycosylation. The record is from RefSeq and is a predicted model, not a curated record.
CAAAAGAAAGUCGACACGGUCAGCACGUCGUGUUCGUGGAAGUGUGUGAGCUUUAAAUGUUUGGCUGAGCCGAACUGAACCGGACCGAGCCGAGACAGCUGGGCUGGAGCGUAGAGCGCGGGACAACAGAGACAGCGAGGAGGGAGGAGAAGAAGUUGUACAGACUGUGGGAUCCCAUAAGAAGAGAUAAUUCACCGUAUUUAAACAUUCGAAAUCUGUUGUAUUUAUUUUGAUAUCUCGGCUAACUGCGGAGUUUUUGUGCAUGUAAAUGUGAUUUUUUAAUUUUUUUAUUUUGCAUUAUUUGCACUAUAGUGGACCUGUGAACUCUUGAAAACGAUAGUGCAAUUUGUUAACGAGAAAUAUUCAAAGAGAAGAAGAAAUGGAGAAAUCAAACAGCUUCUCGCCGGACAGAAACAUCCUCUGCCUGUUCGACGUAGACGGCACCCUGACUCCACCGAGAGAGAAAAUUGAUCCACAGCUGGACGAGUUCUUCCAGACUCUGAGGAGGAAAGUGAAGAUCGGCAUUGUGGGAGGGUCGGACUACUCCAAGAUAGCGGAGCAGCUCGGGGAGGGGGACGAUGUGAUACAGAAGUUUGAUUAUGUAUUUGCUGAGAACGGGACAGUGCAAUACAAAGAUGGGAAACUUCUCUCAAAACAUGCCAUUCAGAACCAGAUUGGGGAGGAGCUUCUGCAGGACCUGAUCAACUUCUGCCUCAGCUACAUGGGGCUCAUCAAGCUGCCAAAGAAAAGGGGGACAUUCAUUGAGUUCAGGAAUGGAAUGCUCAACAUUUCUCCCAUUGGUCGGAGCUGCACGCCGGAGGAGAGAAUCGAAUUCUCUGAAAUCGACAAGAGAGAGAAGAUCAGGGAGAAAUUUGUUGCUGCCCUGAAAGAAGAGUUUGCUGGAAAGGGAUUACGGUUUACUAAAGGCGGUCUCAUCAGCUUUGACAUUUUUCCGGAGGGCUGGGACAAGAGACUGUGUCUGGAGCUGCUGGAGAGUGAAAGCCUGGACGCCAUCUACUUCUUCGGCAACGAGACCUCAGAUGGAGGAAACGACUAUGAAAUUUUCAACGACCCACGGACCAUCGGUUUCACAGUCUACUGUCCAGAGGACACGGCCAGGCUCUGUCGGGAGCUGUUCUUUGACACGCCGCCACACGAGCCCUGAUGUGCUCAAUCGUCUCCACCCCUGCCCCAGCCCAUUUACCCACAAGCCCCUCCGAAUUCCCACCUGUAGAUCUACGACAACCAGGCUUUUUAUGAACUGCUAAAAGGUACCACUACUGAUUUUGUACAUGUUAUUAGUGGGGUGAUUUGACGAAACAUGUUCAAUAAAUCCCACAUCUUUUUUUAAAGGGACAGUAACUGAGGAAGUGUUACAUGUUGAUGUGUGUUCAAGUGAGGUUUUAAUACUGUGCCAGAAGACGUGUUUGACUGCAGACUUACAUCACAACAUGUGAUGUGCAAUGUGUAGCAUGUAACAUAACGUUAAUCAAAAUGCUCAGAGAGAUUAUGAAACAAAGGUUAAUACUCCAGAUUACUUAGAGUAUAGGAUGAUGUUUUGCACUAAUGUUGGGAUAAUCUUAUACCAGUAGUUGGUAUAGUCUUGUUGAACACUGCUGAGGGAUGUGAUAAGAAAGAAAGAGACUGAUAUUAAAACUUUCCUUGUUGUUUUGUGAGUCCAUUUUGAAAAUGACAUAUGAAUGAAGUGUUAAAGAGGAUGUGGACCUUUCCUCCUUGAAAGUUGAGGAUACAGGAAUCAUUCCAGAUAUUUGAAUGUCUCUACAGCUCUGAACUGGAUGUAAUUUAUUGAUGGUUUGCUGUGUGAUCCUCUGAAAGAUGUUAGUUUUAACUUAACAAGGCUGCUGGAAAUGAAAGAAGCUUGCCAAGCAUUGCUUUGCUUCUCUAGGUUCGUUAAAUGCAUUAAAAUGAAAAUAUAUCAGCUUUAUAUUUAAAACUGAACAUUACUGACUCAACAAAUUCAUUCUAACCAGUGAAUUAAGCUACGGUGACCAAGUCACUCACUUUUAUCAGUCAGUAUGACAAUUUUUUUAUGUAAAAUAUUUUUACAAGCUGUAUAAUGACCUGCAUGCUGUAUAUGUAUUGAUGCGUAUUGCUUAAUUCCUUGCAAUUUUUUAAAAGGGUUAUGCUGUUUUCAACAGCUGCUUAAAUGGUUUUCUUAAGAGUAACUGCCAGUUUGAUUUUCCCAUACUGUGUUAAUGAUCCAUCUUUCUGCUGUGGUUCAGGAAAAUACUGUAACACCUCUUUAAUGAAUCAUUAUUGGGAACAUGAAGUUUUUGAUAAGUUAGAUACAUCAGCAGCAGUCCUGUUGUGUCCGACUGUAAACACUCCCUCUACAUCCAGAGGAUCAUGCAGACUUCCUUGCACAGCAGAGAAUUAGCUUUUAACGUGUCACUGAUGCUAACUGUAAUAUGGAUCAUGUUGUUUUUCAACAUGUCAUUAAUGGAUAAAAAUGUGUUUUAUGUAAAUUCAUUGUAAUAAAUCUUUUUUGAUAUCAUUUCACCGA